AUGGAGACUACUUCUAGACUGAUUGAAUCCCCAAAUGCCCCUCCGAGCCCGUGUGCGGAACUGGAUGCUUCGUCCGCCUACCGGAUCAAUGCAGAUGUGCUGAACCGCGCCAUCCAGGAAAUAGGGAUGGGACGAUAUCAAUGGCAACUAUUUGGAGUCAUCGGGUUUGGCUGGGCGUGCGAUAAUCUCUGGCCGAUCGUAACAUCGCUGAUCCUCGUCCCAGUGACUUACGAAUUUGGUGUCUCGCAGCCUCCUCUCCUUACGCUCUGGCAAAACAUUGGACUCUUAGUCGGUGCAGUAUUCUGGGGAUUCGGCUGCGACCUGUUCGGGCGAAAGAUAGCCUUCAACCUGACCAUUGGCAUCACAGCUGCUUUUAGUUUGGUCGCCGCAUGGUCGCCCUCCUUCGCUGCGGUCAGCACCUUCACUGCUCUCUGGUCGAUCGGAGUGGGAGGCAAUCUGCCCGUGGACUCUGCCAUCUUUCUCGAAUUCCUGCCCGGGUCUCACCAGUACCUUCUUACUGUCUUGUCUAUUAACUGGGCCCUUGCACAGUUGGUUGCCAAUCUGGUAGCAUGGCCGUUAAUAGGCAAUCUUACCUGCUCUUCCGCUGAUGACUGUCCACGGUCAAGCAAUAUGGGCUGGCGGUACUUUCUCGUCAUCAUGGGAGGGUCAGCUCUCGCAAUGUUUGUGAUACGGAUUUUCUUCUUUACGCUCUUCGAGUCGCCCAAAUAUCUCAUGGGCCAAGGGGAUCACUAUCAAGCCGUGACAGUCAUCCACGAAGUAGCCCAGCGCAACGGCAAAACCUCAACCCUAACGAUAGACGAGCUGCAUGAACCCUCCGAAGGACCCAACCACACUCCGCACCAUCGCGGGCUAAGCUUCCUCGACCGGGUGACAUUACGACUCGAACCCCUUGCUCUCACUCGCUUGCAUGCUCUCUUCUCGACCCGCCGUCGGGCCUGGACAACGGGCCUGAUGAUCGCUAUCUGGGGGUUAAUCGGUCUAGCAUUCCCGCUAUACAACGCCUUCCUACCUUUUCUCCAGAACGCACGCGGAAUCGAGUUCGGUGACGGCUCGACAUCCCUCACCUACCGCAACUCGCUCCUCAUCGCGCUGGCCGGGGUCCCAGGCAGCCUCGUCGGCGGGGUAAUGGUCGAGAUGCCCCAGUUCGGGCGCAAGGGCACGCUGGCAAUGGCAACCAUCGCGACGGGGGCAUUUCUCCUGGCCUCCACGACAGCAACAACAUCGCGGGCCUUGCUAGGAUGGAACUGCGCGUACGGAUUCACCAGCAGUCUUCUCUACGCGGUGCUGUACGCGUACACGCCUGAGAUCUUCGAAACCAAGAACCGGGGGACGGGGAAUGCGCUGGUCAGCGCCGCGAACCGCAUCGGGGGGAUUCUGGCGCCCGUCAUUGCAUUGGUGGCCGAUCUGCAGACUACUGUGCCGGUGUACUUGAGCGGAGUGAUGUUUCUGGUGGCAGGGGGGUUAGUGAUGAUGGUUCCGUACGAGACUCGAGGACGAGCAAGCGUGUAA
Messenger RNA from Aspergillus ochraceoroseus IBT 24754, 1530 nucleotides. Its product is annotated as putative sugar transporter. Gene Ontology annotation, molecular function: transmembrane transporter activity. The record is from RefSeq and is a predicted model, not a curated record. Gene Ontology annotation, biological process: transmembrane transport. NCBI's taxonomy places the organism in Eukaryota, Fungi, Ascomycota, Eurotiomycetes, Eurotiales, Aspergillaceae. The transcript has a single exon. Bases 1 to 1530 code for a protein of 509 amino acids.